Molecule: messenger RNA, 558 nt
Organism: Ostrinia furnacalis (Asian corn borer)
Lineage: Eukaryota; Metazoa; Arthropoda; Insecta; Lepidoptera; Crambidae
Product: ryanodine receptor-like
Exons: 3
Biological process (GO): striated muscle contraction; release of sequestered calcium ion into cytosol by sarcoplasmic reticulum
Cellular component (GO): sarcolemma; Z disc; smooth endoplasmic reticulum
Molecular function (GO): ryanodine-sensitive calcium-release channel activity
Source: RefSeq, a predicted model, not a curated record
GACACGUCGCACGAAAUGGUGGUAGCCUGCUGCCGUUUCCUGUGCUACUUCUGCCGCACCGGCCGCCAAAACCAGAAGGCAAUGUUCGACCACUUCGACUUCUUGCUGGAGAACUCCAACAUCCUCCUGUCGAGGCCCUCGUUGAGAGGAUCCACGCCUCUGGAUGUGGCUUACUCCAGUCUUAUGGAGAACACUGAACUGGCGCUUGCUUUGAGAGAACACUAUCUAGAGAAGAUAGCAGUGUACCUCUCCCGUUGCGGGUUACAAAGCAACUCGGAGCUGAUAGAGAAAGGAUACCCCGAUCUUGGCUGGGACCCGGUGGAAGGCGAGAGAUACCUGGACUUCCUGAGGUUCUGUGUUUGGGUUAACGGCGAAAGCGUAGAAGAAAACGCCAACUUAGUAAUCCGUUUGCUCAUCCGUCGGCCGGAGUGCCUGGGCCCGGCCCUGAGGGGCGAGGGCGAGGGCCUGCUCAAGGCGAUAGUGGACGCCAACAAGAUGAGCGAGCGGAUCGCCGACAGGAGGAAGCUGAGGGAGAUGGAGCAAGAGGGCGACGUCACU